Molecule: messenger RNA, 2565 nt
Organism: Coccidioides posadasii C735 delta SOWgp
Lineage: Eukaryota; Fungi; Ascomycota; Eurotiomycetes; Onygenales; Onygenaceae
Source: RefSeq, a predicted model, not a curated record
AUGGCCACCUCCAUGAGGCCCCAGACGCCUUCGCAGGACGUCCACUCGCCCGUUCCCAAUGCCUCCGGUCAGAGCAAUCUCCACCGCAGCCACACCUCCAGCUCUCGGCCAAAUUCCUUCGUCGCAUCCAAUUCGAUCCAACCCACCGAAUUCCAGGUACGAACGGGUAUUAGCGAAUCCUCCUCCGCCCCCCACCAGUCUCGAUUCCACGAAGAGCUAAGCCAGCGCAGCUCGUCCUUGAUAGAUGGUCAUAACAUCGGUGAUGUGUCGCAGAACGAUUCCCACCCGUUACUCUCGCAGCAAGCAGCCCCGCAUCGUUCCGGAACGCUGAAAAAGAAGCCGUCGUUGGGCAAGAAGGGAAGUUUGAGGCGGGGCGGAAGUAAGCGGAGCAGCCGCGCAGGCAGCGUGAGGAGUCUGAGGCUGGGCGAAAAGGAGAAAUACGACGUGGGAGAAAACGAGAUGAAUAGCGCUUUCUACGUUCCCAUCCCAACAAAGGGAGCUCCGACGGAGAUCCUUGCCACCAGGUUUCAAGCAUGGCGCAAAGUGCUAAAGGACCUUAUCGCCGUCUUUCGAGACAUCCAGAGAUCUUAUGAGACGCGAGCUAAAAUUCUCCUUUCUGCCUCAAACUCGAUGGGCAAUAUCGCGAUGCCGAGCACCUUUUUACAGUCUGGUGGCAUUGCAGAUGCCGCCAUCAUACUCAAAACAUACCAUAAGCAGGCGCUUGCAGAAUGCAAUAAGGCCAAGGAAGUGGAAACAGAAAUUAUUGUCCAGUUGAAUAGCCUCAGAAACGACUUGCAGGCAAAAAUAAAGGAGAUCAAAGCCCUCGCAGGUGAUUUCAAGAAUUCCGUUGACAAAGAAAUGGAGGGCACGCGUAAGGCCGUGCGAAAUUUACAUGAGGCCCUUGGACUAGUUGACACCGAUCCUGCCGCUACAUCUGGAAAAGGUGAUCCAUUCAUCAUAAAAUUGGGGGUUGACAGGCAGCUUGAAAAGCAACUGUUGGAAGAGAAUUAUCUUCACAAAGCCUACCUUAAUCUCGAGAGCUCCGGUCGCGAACUUGAAGCUAUCGUUGUUGGCGAGAUACAGAAAGCAUACAGUGCUUAUGCAAGCAUUCUAAAACGCGACGCGGACUCCGCGUACGAUGCCGUCGAGCGAUUGCGAGACGGUCCUCUAUCAAUGCCAAAGGAUCGUGAAUGGAAAGCUUUUGUGUCGCAUAAUGAUCAUCUAAUCGACUCCAGCAUACCCAUGCGAAACAUACGCAACAUCACAUAUCCUGGGAGUGAUCAUCCGGCAGCGGUAGAAGUUCGGGCCGGGAUGUUGGAACGAAAGAGCAAAUAUUUGAAGAGCUAUACCCCGGGAUGGUAUGUCCUAUCGCCAACGCAUCUACACGAGUUCAAGUCUGCGGAUCGAAUUAGAUCUCAGAGUCCGGUUAUAUCGCUGUAUCUACCAGAACAAAAGCUUGGCUCUCAUUCUCAGCCCGACUCGUCGUCCCACAAGUUUAUGCUCAAGGGACGUCAAACCGGGUCGAUGCAUCGUGGGCAUGCUUGGGUAUUCCGGGCUGAAUCGCAUGAUACCAUGCUUGCCUGGUACGAAGAUAUUAAAAACCUAACCGAGAAAACCGGCGAGGCACGGAACGCAUUUGUUCGGAAACAUGUACGUACCCUCAGUGGCGCAAGUUACAGAGCUGCAUCUAUCAGCAGUGACGGCGUUCUAGAUGAGGAUGAAGCAGAUGAAACCCCGUAUUCUGCUGAACAUAUGUUACCUCCACGUGGAGCGUCCCUGGAUGAACCUCGGUGGCGUUCACCCCCUGGGGGACGAUUUCCAAGUGAAGUCCACUUGAAUAGAACACUGGAGGCCCCUGAGUCUCCGUCCAGCGAAACAAGCUCUCGUGGUCGAGAAGGACCUUUGGAUUCGACUUUUCGUGAAGCCGGGAUCCACUUCACCGGCCAACAACACCCACACCAACACACGCAUUCGCACUCGCACGAAACAGAGCUACCGGAUACAAUGCCAAUAAAUUCUCGCUCUGGCUCCGUUCGUUCCACGCUCUCUAAGAAACCAAACCGGAUCUACGACGAAUGGAUGACAACCCAUCGUCCCGUACCUCCGCAAACGCCCACACAUGAACAAACCAGCAUUCAUACCGACCAAAUAUACAGUCCGUCUCCUCAACUCUGCCGCACCGGAACACGCGUUCGCUCCAUCGCAUUGUCCACUGGUGCUCCCAUCGUCGUGCCCGGGGAUAGUUCCCACCCAACCCUACAUCCCGAACCGGAUACCUCAAUCUUAUCCACCCAGCCUACUGGCACAAAUACAACAGUUCCCAGUCUCACGACCGCAACAUCACUCGGCGUGCUUGGUAGUGAGAUAUCCGCCCAAAACACAUCUCAUCUACCGAACGGGGCAAGCGGCUUCGGGCCUCCUAUCGCGGAUCUGCACGAUGCGCAGAGCAACACCGUCAGCGAUGUCGACCGCUCGGCGAAACAGCGAAUGACGCCUGUGUCAAGCCGGACGGGGACGGUUAGCGAUUUGAAAGUACCAGGGCAAUAUCCCAUGGCAAGUAGCUAA